Molecule: messenger RNA, 6314 nt
Organism: Dinoponera quadriceps
Lineage: Eukaryota; Metazoa; Arthropoda; Insecta; Hymenoptera; Formicidae
Product: pyroglutamylated RFamide peptide receptor-like
Exons: 7
Coding region: 4520-5935 (471 amino acids)
Biological process (GO): G protein-coupled receptor signaling pathway
Cellular component (GO): membrane
Molecular function (GO): peptide binding; neuropeptide Y receptor activity
Source: RefSeq, a predicted model, not a curated record
UGCUACAUCUGUAAUAACCAAUUGUCUAUGAUUUGCCCUCUACACUCGUUUUGCAAACUCGACGCCACUAGGCAUAUAACUAUCAAUUAUUCAGCAUACGUGUCUUUUUCGUCUCGACUUUAUUCUUCUGCAUUGCGAUCGGCCGAUCGACCGUACAAAGAAUCGCCGUCUUCCUGCUGCGAGAACGAAUAGUCGGAAUUUCUGCACCCACUGAAUUGGUGGAUGAAAAUCCAAUGUUCUCUGUUCUCACGGAAAACUAUACGAUUAUUUACAUCGUUUGUAGCGAAUCGAUAGAAUAAUGUGCGAAAUUAAUAAUACAAGAAAUGGCGUUUACUCGGUAAAGUAGUCGCCUCGGCAGCGUUCACACAACUGAUGAGAUCCGAUUUUCACACAAGGAGUUUGAUCGAGAGCUUUGAAAUUCACGUUACUGGCGAAUCGGAAGAACGAUAAUACCUACGCGACGGAGAAAUCCUAAUUAAUUCUCAAGCCUCCCUAUCUCAUUUGCUAACUCUAUUCGAAAGUAUUGAACACGCGACAACAACCACUAAAAAAAUGAGCUCCACAUGCAGCCAAGUGCUCCCGCCUUCUUAGAAAUUAUUCGCUAUUUUUUGGAAGCUCUUCCGACCGAUUUUUUUCUUUCUCUCGGCAGCGAUCUUCCCGGUUAUUCGGGUGUUCACCCGGGCCUUGGUAAUUACACAUUUCGAUAAAAUUAAUUAAACAGACCAGGGGUUAUUACAUCUUCCUGCGCGUCAGCAAUAACAAAUUGUUCGCGGUGCCUUGCGUUAGAUACACGACGAAAGCAUAUUAUAUUGGACUGAACCGUUUGGUCCGUCUGAUUUAUUUAGUUUUAAAACAGGAUAUGAUAAAAUAACAUAGAUAAACAUAGCACUAAUAAUUAGACGCAUUAUCGAUACGCGCGCGUAUCUGAGACAUCAAUUACAAUCGCGUAUAUUUACGGAAUCUUCUCGGCUAACGACAUUUUGUCGCUACGAAUAAGCAUCGUCCAAAUGAAAAUAAAAUCGAAUAGCGCCAGCUUCUAAAAUUACAGUGGCCACUUGAGCAGCAGCUUGGUUGACGCGUACGCCAUGCUUUCAACGCAUUGCCACUAUUUGUUUUUAUCUUCCUCCUUGCUCUCGACAUUUUCAAAUUUACUCUUUAUAAGCUUUCUGUCUUUGAUGCGCGCCUAUCUCACUUAUCAUAGGUUCAAUGAUCAAAUUUCAAUUAAUAAGCUAUGCAGUUUCGUAACCGUUUCCGACAAUGUAAUCUAUGCGUACAUGUGAGACAAGGUGCAACAAGGAAGAUUGAUUUUAUUGUAUAACUUUUUUUCACGUGUAACUAAUGACUGAGAACGAAUAACUCACGAAAAAGAAAGAGAAAGAGAGAGAGAGAGAGAGAGAGCUCGUAACAAUAAGGAAGCCCUGUUGUGUCCCUGAAAGUGCAGAAAGACAAAUUUGUCAGACUUUAUCGUUUGAACGUUAACCAUUUGUCAUUUGUGAACGAGUCGCAAACGAAUUUCUGAUGAGACGCAAACAAACGUCUACGGCAAUCGUCUCCGCAAUCAACGAAAAACGAAAACAAAUGGCACAGUCGUUCGAAGGCUUAUUACGAAACUAGGAAACGCGUUGCUUCGUUCACAAUUUUAACCUUUAACCUGAGCUGCACUGACAACCCGAGUUAAUUAACAUUGGAUGAAAUGAUUCGCUCUCUCUCUCUCUCUCUCUCUCUCUCUCUUUCACUCAUUCAUCUCCAGUAGCGUUAGAAAUACGAAACUCAUUCUCUUUGCAACCCUCGCGUUACAUGUUCAAUCUUUGUAUUUUAUAGCAGCGACUUCUCUCACCAAAAGUCAAUUUGUAAAAAUGAUAAAUGUUGAGCCUUCCUCUCGUACACAUGCAAUACGGCGAUUCAUUCAAAUUUAUGAUUAUCAUCUCGUAAGAAGUUACCAUUUUUUAAUUAGAGCUAUUAUUGUUUACACCAACAUCCAGUCUAUUUGAAUUCUCCGCGACGAUUGAUGAUGUCGAGUACUUAAUCGGAACACUAACGGAACACGAUUCUUAACGCAUUUCGUUUGAUUGGAUGAUUGCUCAUAUUUAACCUCGAUACCUUUGACAGAGCAUACGCUCGGUGUUUCACGAGUUACGUCUUUCAUUAUUGCGCACAAGAUCACUUCUUUGUACAAUCUUUCCAUUCAAACUUUCCAUCAACCAGAAAUUAUUUUGCGGAUAUCCCAAAACUUUGUUGCAUAUUCCUUAUUGUGUUUGCCUUGCUAAUCGAUUUGAAAUUAUUAACGAAAAUCGCUUGUUUUAAUCACUUGAUUGUUGAAAGUUUAGUGAGACGCCGCCUAUACCGAUUACUGCAAUUCAUUUUCGAAACGGAUUAUUAUUUCUUUAACUACGCUAUACGUUCUACAUAUGCACGUUGAAUCACGCGUGAAAAAUCACACGUAUUUCUUUUCUGCGCGAGUAAAGGAAGAAAACAUUACAUAACGUCUUGUCGACCGUGAAUCCCCGAAUUGAUUUUACGAUUAGCAAAUUUGAUCGGAUUUUAAUAGAAUUAGCAACUCCGGUUCGCCAUGUCGCACCUGUACAUUCGAGCGGAGCACGAAAAUCAGAUACCUUGGAAAAUCGAUAUCAAGUGCGUUGGAUAGAACAUGAGAUUACAACGUUUCGUUGGGUUUAUUUAACAUCCGCAGACUAUGGUACACGCUUCGGCAAUAUCUUUGACCAACUGAUUGAAAUAUCGAUACCGACUGUUCGUAACAUAAUUAACAUAUGUCAUAUUACCGAGGAUAUCGGUCUGUCAAUUUCGAUUACUGUUUCGUAACAGUCGACGAUGUACACGCGCGCAUAUACAUUUUUUUCUUUAUUUUGCAGACAAGGUCCAAGAAAUGCAACAAAUAUCUCGAUACGUGUGCCAAUAUCUGUGUGCGCUCGCGCCGAUAAAAUCGGCGCUAUUUCUGUCGCCACGUUAGUAACGAUAAAUCGAUCGGAUGUUUUAUUAGAGGCAAUAUAUCGAGCUUGAAUAUGAAAUAUUCGUGUUAUGCAGAGAAAAUAUGAUACUAGAAUUGAAUUCAAAAUUAAUUUCGAUUAUACGAGUUAUAAAAAGCGCGUGCCGGCAUUGCGCGCACAUAUCGUUUCAAUCUUUUCAAAUUGAUUUUACGAUUUCAUUCAAAUAGAAGGCAUCCCGUGUUGCAUCCCGCUAUAAUAGCGGAAGCAACAGAAUAGCCGCAACCCAGAAAUAAUUCUGACAAAUCGCUCCUUCAACGACAGUCUUUACUAUGCGCGAUACAAAGCCGAAACUAACACGGCAAUCGUUCAAUUAGAAACGGAUCCUGUCGAGGCGAUUCUCACUCCAUGUUUUCAAUUAAAUAAUCCGCUUGUAAUUCAUGAAUGAUUUUCGAUGAAAGUUGCAAAGUUAGUUGAAUUUCUUUUGCUGAAAAACAGUUCGAAGAGUAUCGAGAGACUUUAUCUCUCUCUCUCUCUCUCUCUCUCUCUCUCUCUCUCUCUUUCUCUCUCGCACGUAUCUGUCUGUGAUUAUCGGUGAUUAAUUUGUGUGAUAGAUUUUCUAGAAAAAAUAAUUACAAACGUAAUGGAAAUUAUUCCUAAACUAUUACGGUUCUUUGCUUUACGGAUGAAGGUAACUUAUAGAUCCGUUCGGAAAUUAUUCGCUUGAUCCAUCUGGUAGCUAUUUCGGACUCCAAAACUACUUGUUUACGAUGCAAAAUAAACAUACGCGCAGAAUUGCGAAACGCAUCGACUUCUAACUUGGCACACGUAUCCCGCGUGUGUGACAGGUAUCACGUUGCGCCGCAAUAGUCGAUCCCAUGACGUAUAUCUCGUAACGACAAUUUAUGUGCAGUGCCCUUUGCUAGCGUGUAAAUGAACGACAACCAUUCGAGAUUUUGCUUCGUACGUUCUUACUAGUGAAUGAAUACGGGCACCUGUUGCACGUCUGUACGACGAUAACACCUUUUCUUAAGAUAUAUACGCGCAAUGAGUGUGUCGAGCGCUUUUUGUCGCAACGAUCUAUUCUAAUCGUCUAAUAUGUGUGCGUGUUUGUUAUCUGACAUUUUUUCGUCGUCGAAAUAAAAAUGAAAAACUCGCUGUUGAGAAUUAACUUUGAAACUAAAAACUAAAAACUCGGGAUUAUCUAUUAUAAGAAAAACAUUUUAUGUCUGAUCGUACUACAGCACUACUACAUAUUUUAUCAAUGGCAGCUCCUGCAGUUGCCUGAUGAAUCAAGGAAAAUACUAUCCAUCACGUAUUUACAUAAAAAACAUACAUGGGAGAUAUAUUUCCCCGGACGAUAGUAAAGGGGAUGAUCACAUAAGCUGAAAACUAGCGAGAGUGCCUUACUUGGCGAAACACGGCGAGUGAGUUUGAUUUAACGAAACUUUGACGCACAGUUAUCGUUACAAUCGAAAGCGAAAAGAAUCAGAAAGUACAGUGUAGCUCAGUGUAAUGUCCGCUAUAUUGUGUCGCGAGAACGCAAAAAAGAGUAUGAGGCGGCUCAUCUCACGUGUAUGACGACGAGUCAAGUAACGAGUCGAGAGUGCAUUGUACGAAUGAUGCAGCGCGCGACAAUAAAUUAUAGUCCUGUCGUUGCAAUUCGGUUGAUUGAAAUUAUGAUUUUUGCGCAUUUUCCAGAUUUCAUUAACCAAGCAACAUUUUCCGCUGUGCGUUUCUUCGGGGUGAGAAGUAUCGUAGUUUUUAACUGUGCAAAUUACCGCAGUAUAUCCUACCUUCGCUCACGAUUCCAGCCGCGGGCAACAGUAGAGACUGUACGAGCGUUACAUCCCUUAAAACUUAAUAAGACAUGGUGGGCGAACACUCCUCUCUGGCGCGUUAGGACCACGACAGGUAGCGAAAUUGUUCUCUUACACGUGGACUAUGGGUGUUUUCCUAUGCAAAGCGGUGCAUUACAUGCAGAGCGUGUCGGCUAUCUGCUCGGUCGUCACUCUUACCGCAAUGUCGAUCGAAAGGUAUUAUGCGAUAGUACACCCAAUGAGAGCGCAAUAUACGUGCACGAUAAGCCAAGCUCGCAAAAUCGUGAUUAUAACUUGGAUCGCGGCGUUUCUAUUGGGAAUUCCAAUAGUAUUUACACAGGUAUGUAUUUAGAGACGUUGUUUAUCAAUUAUCGCACAACUCGAGACGAUUCGUCAUUUGAAAUAUUUCGUUCGUUUGUUCGUCACUCACUCAAACACGAUCCUCAUACAUUCGAGCAUAGCGAGAAGAAGUCCACAAUAUUCUUUGCCCAAACUUCUUCUCAGAUGCAUAGGCAAGUAGGACUGAGAUUCAUCGCAUACUGGUGCGUUCGUGAUUCCGAAGCUGGACUCCUGUGGCAAAUUCACGAGGUCUACAUGCUUCUUUUGGUUCUCGUCCUGCCGCUGGCCAUUAUGGCAUUCUGCUACACGACCAUUUGUUGGGAGAUCUGGCGCGUUAUGAAACGCCGUUAUCAUUUGACGUCACGACACGCAUUACAUCCGAACAACAUGGAAUCCAUACCGAUGACGACGAAGCGGCAGAGCGUCGCGAGAAACGAACGGCGGAUACGUCACGGCGACGAGGAAUCGCGGACCAUGAAACAGGUGGUGAAGAUGCUGGUGGCCGUUGUACUCCUAUUUGUACUAUGCUGGGGCCCGAUCCUCAUCGACAAUGUGCUAACCGCUUACGGUUACCUUCCUCGCAUCAAGAUCGGGAUACAGAAACACCUACACACUGCGUUUCAACUGAUGGCCUACUUUAACAGCUGCAUAAAUCCGAUAGUGUACGGGUUUAUGUCGAAGCACUUUAGAAAGAACUUCCUGUCGGCCGCUUGCGGUAAAUGGUGGAUUUGCUGCCCUAGAAGAGGCUAUCGAGCAUCCGUCGUAAGGCAUCCUAGCAUCAGCCAGACCAGGACCACCAGCAUGAGCAAAAUCGUUUCAUCGCGGAUGAAGUGAUCGUUGUGAUGUGUGAAAGAAACGUGAAACGUCAUGCGUGACCAGAGAAAUGGGAUCGAAAGCAGGAUCAAUGAGGGAUUCAAUAUGUUCGGUAUACGUCAUAGAGUGCCGCCUGUGUACAACAAUUCCGCUUUAGUAUUCUUGAUAAUCUCUCUCUCUGUGGUUAACGUAAUGUAUUAGCGCGAAAUUUUCAGACAGAAUGAAAAUUUCUCUUUAUCGUAUCGGUCAAACACUCUGGAAUGCCAACAAAUUAUUCAAAUUAUUACAUUCAUCUUUCUUGAAGACGAUAAAAAGAUUUCCGACCGUAUAAUCGCACAGACGAGAAUCCGCCAUUGCGCGCGCACACACACACACACAUAUACCUAGUGAUAAUUGAUGA